CGUACAUGCCCUGUGAGGUUGGUGGCGGAAAGGCCGUCUAGGCUCUAAAUUUAGCGAAUGACCGAGCCACAAACCCCCGUGAUUUGUGCUAUUCGUCUAUUUGUCUCUGUGUGUGCACUGUUGCUGUUGGCUCGAGCGAGUUUCAAGGUUUCAAGGUCUCAACUCGCCAUUUCCGCCGCAUGAUGCAAGUCUAAGACCCGAAGGGCUCAUGACAUGACGACUCACACUCUCUUCUGACCUUGGAUCAGCUACUUUCGCCGUCGCCAGCUCGUCACUCUUCAUACCUUCUCGUCGCCUUUCUUGCAUUCACGUUCUCUUCAAACUAUACAGUACUCCCAGCAGUCUUACACCCCGCAGCUUCUUGCUCAGCCUUACGACUACGCCGCCUUCCUCGUGGUCUAUGACACAACGAUCGACCUCACAGCAUUCCAACUACGCCUCUUCGCGUGCUACUACACGCUCGACCUACUCGAGAGCAUCCCGUCGCUUUGACUCGACAGCUCUGAAGCAAACCGUCCUGCCCAGUGACAAAGCGGAGCACGCUGCGCUCUCAACGCACACACGACCCUUCCGACACACGACGAUACACCCCGACCAACCCAAACAAAGCAACCAUGAAGGAAAUACCUGAGCACCAAGACUCGCCCGACGAGACCACGGUCCAGCCCACACCACCAGACAACAUGGUUGAAGACACCUCAAUCGAGGAUGCCCAGCCCUCCCACGAGGACAGCCAGAGCUCGCUCCCCCCACGCAUCGCCGCGCGCUUCUACCGGCCCUCGUCCAGCCGCCGCAAGUCGUCCGCCGCGUCGUCACGCCGAAACUCCAUAUCAUCCAUGCACUCACACCACUCUCACGCCUCAAACCUCUCUCUCCACGGCGGACCGCAGAGCAACCACAUCGCGCAGCACCUGCGCCGCGCGUCGAUCAUCGAGGACCGCCGAGCGCGACUCGCCGACCGCGCCGCACAUGCCGAGAAGGUACGAUUGCGCGCUGCGCUGGCCAAGGCGGCGCCGCGGAGCACGAAUAACUCGGAAGAGCGCGCGCUGGCGGCGCAGCAGGCAAGGGAGAAGAAUUUAGCGGAGAUUGUGGCGAGCUGCGCGGAGGAGGUGAAGAGGGCGAAGGGGAUUGCGGAAAGUAUGAAGGAGAAGCGUGAGGCGGAGGGGAAGAAGUUGAGGAGGCAUAUGGAGGAGAGAUUGGCGGAGGCGGAGAGGAGGAGGGAGGAGAUUUUGAAUCGUGGGCAUGGACAUGGGAAGAGGGGGAGGACUUCGAGUAUGGCGAGGGAUUCGUCGCCGAGCGCGAAUAAGUGCCUCUCGCCCAUGCCAGAAGCUGUGGAACAUAUUUCUGAAGAUACGGCUGCUAGUCGUAUCCAGAACUCUUGGAGGACGCAUAUACGCUGGAAGGCCUUGAAGGAGUUUACUGAGCUUGGGUUGACGAUUGAAAAAGCUCGGGAUACUUCCUUUGAGGAUGUAGUGACCCUGCUGGCUCAAGAGAAGGUCCUCCUAAGCACUGCUCAGAUACUUCGGAUAUGUGGUCUGAAGGAAGGGGAGAGCGGGUCUGUCAACGAAAUGACCGCAGUGCGGACAUUUCUCAGCGCGUUCCUCAUCCUCGGACAUCCGACUCAAGUUUUGAGCAGUAAAGGAGGUAAUGGGGAGCAAGAGCAGGAGCUUGUUGCGAAGGCCGGGGAUCUACUCAUAUCCUUCGAGAACGUUAUAUCGCGGUUAACUGCCUUCAAUAACUAUACCCCCCCGCCCAGACAACUUGCUCCGUUGUCGGAGUCGUAUGCGACGUUUUACAAUGCCUUCAUUGCGUGGAAGGCUCGCGACUCUAAUACGCUGGUUGACAUGAUGGUCCUGCAGUUUGUUGAGCUCGACGCUAUAUGGGAGACUGUCAAGGACAGCACAGAGGAGGCUGUGACGGCCUCAUACCGUGAUGGCAUCCGAGCGAACCAGCUGAAACUCAUGGUCAGAAUCAAGAAGUUGGCAGGCCCGGUGCAUGGCAAGCGCCUUAUAUCGAAUGCCAUCAAAGAAGCCCGGAAGGCAAGGGCAACCAAGCCGACGGGAGAUUCUCGCCCGAGAGCAAGCGUGAUAAGCUCAACUCCGACGCCUGAUCUUCAAGAGUUAGCGAAGUCAGAGCAGACGGUAGAGAAGCACCUCCAGACUAUGACACCGCCGGCUACGCCUACGCGGACGGCACCUGUCGCCGAUGCGAAUCACGCGGAGCGCCUCAGGACGGUGCAAUCGUUGCUGCCUGACAACCGCAAUGUCAUCCAUGAACUGGCGAUCGAUAAGGAGUAUCGUAUCGCUAUGGAGGAUUGCUUGGAGCAGCGCGGUGUAGUCAACCGCGCGAUCUUCGACGCUAUGCGCCGGGAGGUCGCUGCUGGCAACAGUGAUCCUUGGACUCUGGCCAUGGCCGAGAACAUCAAGGGCAAGCUUCACAGGCUGCUGCAGCCAAACACGUCGCUGCACAACUUGAUAAGUGGUGUCUUGGAUGUUGACGUUGUCCGCCAGGAGCUCCGCGCCGGGAGUUUCUCAUACGAGAAGUUCUUCUCGUUCAUGAGCACCAUCUUGCCCAAGCUCUGCGCCCCGAUCCGCGACGAAGAAGUCAAGGACCUAGUCCAGAAUAAGCUUCAGAACGGAGACCUAGUCACGCGUCUCGAGGCAUUGAUGCAUUUCAUCGACGUAAUGCAGCUCGACUACGCGAACUACAUGCUCUCCGAGUCCUCCCCGGAGCUCAUCAAACACGCGAUCCCUUACGAGCAAAAGCACUUCGCCGAUAGUCUCGAGCAAGGCGUACACACUCUCGAGCACACUGAAAUGUGGUGGAAUGCCGCGCGCACCAAAGUCCUUGACGAAACCGCACGCCGAGACCCGGAAGGCGUCAAUCUCCCGCGCAGCCGCCCGACACCAGAGAAAUUCUACUCCCAAAUGCUCAUUGAUGUCUUCACCGAUAUCAGCGCGGAGUCUGGGCCGCAUCUUCCUGAGACCCUGCAACUCGAUGCGCGCCGCAUUAAGCGCGUACGCGCGGAUUUGCUGCGUAUCCUCUGCGCCGGGGCGGUACUCAUCCAGGCCAAGAACCUGCUCAAGCGCGACGUGCGCAGCCAAUGGAAGACAGAGGCGUCGCGCAUCCUCAGCGUCCUCGAGGGCGCUAAGUCGGCUGCCUCAGCAAAAGACGGGAUUCAAGCUGCCCUUGAAUCUUGCAGAAGUAUGCCAUCAGCCACCAAAGCGCAUCUGCGCGAGCUAGUCGCCAGGGUGGCGGAGAAUACAUACGAGCUCGGCUUGAUGGAGACAGCAACGCUGCGGGAGCCGGUCAUGAGACUCUUACUAAAGAGGCUGAGGACCCACGUCCAUGCCCGCGUGUCGGCAACGACAGCGAGCGAGAAGGUGAAGGCUACCACGACGGCGAGCGAGGGGCUCGCGACGCUGGGCUUGCCGGAGUUUGUGGCGCCGAUUGGAAAGAUUGUGGAGGAGAUUGCGAGGGUUGGGGCGGUGGAUCGGGAGGCGCAUGCGUUGUGGUAUGAGAUUUUGGAGAAGAAGGCUGCGGCGGGGCAGGAGGAUUUGGUGCGGGCUUAGGUUUUGGUUGGGAGG
Pseudogymnoascus verrucosus is the source of this 3587-nucleotide messenger RNA. RefSeq lists its product as uncharacterized. The record is from RefSeq and is a predicted model, not a curated record. Lineage: Eukaryota; Fungi; Ascomycota; Leotiomycetes; Thelebolales; Thelebolaceae. The transcript is spliced from 2 exons. The coding region runs from base 615 to 3572 and encodes 985 amino acids.